UAAAUUAGUCCCAAGGUCGAAUCCAAUAUUAUAUUUACGCUGGACCGAUUGAUAUUCAUUUUACGAAUUUACUGUAUUAGAAUGGUUAAAAGAACGUAAAAUCCUGAUUACAUUGCUGUGAAUACCUCUAGAACUCAACAAUGGCAUAUCAACAACAGCAGCAGUAUUUCCAGAAUGCUGCAUAUCAGCAACAGUUUCAACAGAAUGACCCAUACUUUCAACAACAGCAACAGUAUUAUGCCCAACAGCAAGCAUAUGCUCAACAGCAAGCAUAUGCCCAGCAACAGCAAGGAUAUGCCCAGCAACAGCAAGCUUAUGCUCAGCAGCAACAAGGAUAUAACCAGCAACAGUAUGGGCAAACUCAGUUGGAAACCCCUGCCCAACAAUCUGAAGCAAUUGAGAUGGAUGAACUGGGUGAUGGUGAUGAGGAGUCUGAGCAAUCAGAAAUGGCCUUUGAUUUUGAUGAUAUUUCCUGGGAUAAUAUUGACAUUGAUCGUAUGAUUGGUCCCCCUGUUAUCUGGGAUUACCCAAAUUUGAUGGAGACUGUCGUUGAACAACCCUGGACCUUUAAGCAACUAACAGGUACAGGGCAUCCCUUGAAGUGGCACUUCACAAGGCAGUCUACUGAUGAUACUGUGCACUGGACAUUCAGUAGACAGACUCCCAAAGCCUCUACAAUUCAUUGGUCUUUCGAUCAAAGGCUACCAAGACAAACUACGGUUCUAUGGAGUUUUCAACGACAAAUGCUAAGUGGAUCUUCGAUCAAUUGGGGAUUCUUACGACAAAGUCCAGGGCAGAGUACCAUAAACUGGAGGUUCAAGCCCCAAACAUCGACCAUUCACCCCAUUAACUUCAACUUUCCUAAGGUUACUCCACAAUCUACAAGUGUGAACUGGAGUUUUCCCAGACAAAUCAAAGGAUCGAAUGUCCAUUGGGGAUUUCAAAAACAAACACCUACUGGUGCUUCAAGUGUUGUCAAUUGGACAUUUGCAAGGCAGACCAAUCUCCAUGGCAAUGUUAAUUGGGGCUUUGAAAAAGCCUUACAGAUUCGUGAUCAAGUUAAAUGGACUUUCCCGAGAGUAACUGCAAGUAAAGGUAACGUCAACUGGGGCUUUACCAAGGUCACACCCACUAAAGGUUCUGUAGCUUGGGGUUUCAAGCCAGCUCUUGAUAAGAACAUCUGUACAGAUGUUAAUUGGAACUUUCCAAAGAAUCUUCAGUCAGCCCAGCAAACAAUGACCUGGAACUUUGAAAGUAAUGUGGGUUCGAUAAAGCCUUUAAAAUGGCAAUUUCCCAAAGCAUGUGAUUACAGGGAUAAAACAAUUGAAGAGGUUAAGAAUGAAAAUGUUAAUUUUAAGGAAACAUACAACAACAAUUACCACAAACCGCAUCAUGAGUAUAGAAAUGUUAGGGAUUAAAAUGGGCCAAACAUAUAAAUAUCACAUGUUGCGAUAUUAGAAAAUACUGUUCUCCUUGGCUGAUAUAAUAGGAUCAUAAAUGGGAAAUAAAAUGGACCAUUUUUCAUCCUUCAAAUUUUAUUUAAAAUUUGUAUAUACAGAUUGAUAAUACUACUGCAUAGUAAAAUUCUUUGGUCCCUUUUUGUUCAUUGACAGUACAGUAUUUACUAAAAAGUUAAGUAGUAUCCAUCAAAUGUUACGUGUUUUCAACCAUAAUAAAAAAAUUCGACAUGUUUUAUAACAUUAUAAUUCAUCCAAAAAUGAAAUCAUUUGAACCUGAAUGUACAAUUUGGCCCAAAAAUAUUCCAGAUCAUUUAAACUCAAUGCCUCAGUCACAUUUGCUCUCGAUAUGGAGAGUGAAUCGCUGCCAUGUUCCCUGAAAUUGUAAAAUACCUUUGGCAGCUAUAGAAAAUCAAUGAUCCCCUCAUAGUCGCCGUAUGGCUGCAUGCACCUUUUUACAUGCUGAAGGUACCCCUUGCAUUCAUUUGCAUCUCCAUUGGUGAUUGUUAAAAGCCUAUGGCCUCUUGGGAUGCCAGGUUUUCUGUCUGCACUAAUUCAAAAGAUGCUGUAGCAUAUGUGACUGUAGAAAUUCUAUGAUGGCUAUUGGCCAAACGGGGGCGUAGCCAGCAAAUGUCGUCAGCAGGGAUGCGAUUUUAAGCAAAUAUUGUGUAUAAUGACCAAUGAAAGCAAAUGGUGUAUUUGAUGCAUACUGUAGAUACAGACAUUGUUACUUAGUAUCCC
Molecule: messenger RNA, 2198 nt
Organism: Owenia fusiformis
Lineage: Eukaryota; Metazoa; Annelida; Polychaeta; Sabellida; Oweniidae
Source: the annotation of a GenBank genome assembly